Molecule: messenger RNA, 655 nt
Organism: Durio zibethinus
Lineage: Eukaryota; Viridiplantae; Streptophyta; Magnoliopsida; Malvales; Malvaceae
Source: RefSeq, a predicted model, not a curated record
GCCGACUCCAAAUUGAGUCAAAACUGCCAAACAACUCCCGAUUACAAAUCCCAUUUCUUAAGCAAUUUUCUUGCCCAAACGCCAAUUCCCUCGACAAAAUGGAGAAUCUAUGGCGAGCAGCAACGGGUCAGGACCCGAAUCCGGAUGACUACAAAGGCAUCGAGUUCUGGAUCGACCCCGAACGAGCCGGUUGGCUAACUAAACAAGGCGAUUACAUCAAGACCUGGCGCCGCCGCUGGUUUAUCUUGAAGCAAGGCAAGCUGUUGUGGUUCAAGGACCCGGGUUCCGUCAACCGUGGUUCCUCUCCACGUGGUGUGGUGUCGGUGGGCGGUUGCCUCACGGUCAAGGGAGCCGAGGAUAUUGUGAACAAGGCCUUCGCUUUCGAGCUCUCCACUCGAGAUUCCACCAUGUAUUUUGUCGCGGAUACGGAGAAAGAGAAAGAGGAUUGGAUCAAUUCGAUUGGUCGGUCCAUCGUCCAACAAUCACGAUCCGUUACUGAUUCCGAAGUUGUCGAUUACGAUAGCAAGAGCCAGUGAUUUUACUGAAUUUUUCUUUUAAUUCGAACUUUUCGUUUUUGUAAUAUAAAUUUGGCUUGUAGAAAUCAAAUUACAUACUUGUGCUUGCUUUAAUUUUGUAUGUGCUUUUAUAUUGAGUA